This is a messenger RNA of Chara braunii, 556 nucleotides long. Lineage: Eukaryota; Viridiplantae; Streptophyta; Charophyceae; Charales; Characeae. The record is from the annotation of a GenBank genome assembly.
UGGAUCGAUCGAUUGAUUGAUUGAUUGAUUAAUCGGGCAAAAAAAAAAAAAAGAAGCAGAGGCCAUUAUCGAUUCGGUGAGGAUGGGGAGGAGAACGAGGAGUAGGGGGACAGGGAUUGGCGGGACGAGGAGGAAGAAGAAGAAGGGAGGGUGGAGGAGGCCGUGGCGAUGGAGAAGGACGAGGAGGAGGACGAAGAGGACGACGACGUCGAAGGAGGAGGAGGAGGGGAAGGUGGAGGAGGAGGAAGAAGAGGUGGAGGAGGAGGCCACGGCAAUGGAGGUGGAGAAGGGAGAGAACUUAGAGGACGACGAAGAAGAAGAGGAGGAGGAGGAGGAGGAGGAGGAGGAGGAGUGGGAAGAGGAGGAGGAAGAAGAGGAGGAAGAAGAGGAGUAGGAGGAGGUGGAGGAGUAAGAGACCAGGGCGACGGAGGAGGAGGAAGAAGAAGAAGAGGAGGCCACUUUCUUCAUCGCCGCGGCCUCCUCCUCAUCAGUCUCCUCCAUUUUUUUUUUUUUUUUUUUUUUUUAYCCGAWCAAUCAAUGAAUCAAACMCCCAACC